AAGUCUGUCCUCCACAUCAAGGAUCACUUCUAAUGCUGUUCUUCUCUGUGAGCAUCAAUCAUUUUCCUCAUCCAUGUGUGUGUGUUGCCGUUCUUUGAUCCUACCUGGUCUCCAUGAGGGUAACCAAGGACACGCUAUCCUCUGGAAGAUGGGCAAUGUAUCAAAAACAACCUUGUUCGUAUCCACUAUCUCCAGGCAGCACGAUGUCCUCAUGGGGUCUCUUUAUUUAGUCUUCUGUGUGCUGUCACUCUUGGGAAAUGGAAUGCUUUUGUUUGUAGCAUACCGUAAGAGGUCAUCUCUGAAGCCAGCAGAGUUUUUCAUUGUGAAUUUGUCUGUGAGUGAUCUAGGAAUGACGCACUCUCUGUUUCCUUUGGCCAUUCCAUCUGCUUUUGCACACAGGUGGUUGUUUGGGGAGAUAGCAUGUCUGUGCUAUGCUAUGUGUGGAGUUUUAUUUGGCCUAUGUAGCCUGACAAACUUGACUGCUUUGUCAUCAGUAUGCUGCCUCAAAGUCUGUUUGCCAAAUUAUGGUAAUAAGUUCUCAUCUAGCCACGCUUGUGUGAUGGUGGUCGCGGUGUGGUGCUAUGCAUUUGUGUUUGCUGUGGGUCCUCUGCUGCACUGGGGAAGUUUUGGUCCAGAACCGUAUGGAACGGCCUGCUGCAUAAACUGGUACACCCCACUCCAUGAUCCCCUUGCCAUGUCUUACAUCAUCAGUCUCUUUAUCUUUUGUUACGUUCUCCCCUGUACCAUCAUCAUCCUCUCUUACACCUUCAUCUUGCUCAGAGUGAAGGGGUCCCGCCAAGCUGUUCAACAACACAUCUCACCACAAACCAAAGUGGCAAACGCACAUACACUUAUCAUCAAGCUCUCUGUGGCUGUAUGUAUUGGCUUCCUUACAGCCUGGAGCCCAUAUGCAGUGGUUGCCAUGUGGGCUGCAUUCAGCGCCGAUGAGCAAGUCCCACCCACUGCCUUUGCGCUGGCAGCGAUUCUGGCCAAAUCAUCCACCAUUUACAACCCUAUGGUAUAUCUACUCUUCAAACCCAACUUUCGGAAAUCACUAAGUCAAGAUACUCAAAACAUCUACCACAGGAUUUGUUUAAGCCAUGGCAAGGGCAGCCCAGGAAUGGUCCUGCAGAUGCAGGACUCUCAGACUUGUAACUAUAAGGAUGCCAGCAACUCCACUCACUUUAUCAGAGGCCAGCCAGAGAGUUAUGGGGCAUGUCUUCAUUAUACAGAGGCAGAACCACACAUUCAGCCAAUCAGCCCUCAGAGAACUGCACGUAUUCUUGAAGGCACCAUCCAGAGUGAAAUUCCAGUAAGACGGAUAAGUGAGAGAAUGCAAAACAACAUCUUGUGAGGCAAGUGUAUUGUAAAGAGAGAGAGAGAGAUUAGAGAUUGAAAUAAAGAAAUAUAAGGAAGAAAGAAAGAAACAGAGGAGACUGGGGCUAGUAGUAACCCUUU
Xyrauchen texanus (razorback sucker) is the source of this 1458-nucleotide messenger RNA. RefSeq names its product opsin 7, group member c (gene opn7c). Gene Ontology annotation, biological process: visual perception; G protein-coupled receptor signaling pathway. The record is from RefSeq and is a predicted model, not a curated record. The coding region runs from base 74 to 1354 and encodes 426 amino acids. Gene Ontology annotation, molecular function: G protein-coupled receptor activity. The transcript is spliced from 8 exons. Gene Ontology annotation, cellular component: membrane. NCBI's taxonomy places the organism in Eukaryota, Metazoa, Chordata, Actinopteri, Cypriniformes, Catostomidae.